Molecule: messenger RNA, 639 nt
Organism: Triticum turgidum subsp. durum (durum wheat)
Lineage: Eukaryota; Viridiplantae; Streptophyta; Magnoliopsida; Poales; Poaceae
Source: the annotation of a GenBank genome assembly
AUGGCAUCCAACCAGGACCAGGCCAGCUUCCGCGCCGGCGAGGCCAAGGGCCACACCCAGGAGAAGGCUGGGCAGUUGAUGGGCGCGGCCGAGCACAAGGCCUACGAGGCCAAAGACCGGGUCGCGGCUAUGGCGGGCCACUCCUCUGGACAGGGGCAGGGCGCCACGGAGGCCACCAAGCACAAGGCCGGCGAGGCCACCGACAAGGCGUCCCAGACGGCGCAGGCGGCCAAGGACAGGGCUGCCGGCACGGCGCAGACAGCGAAGGACAAGGCCUCAGACACCGCGCAGGCCGCCAAGGACCGCACCGUCGAGAGCAAGGACCAGACCGGCAGCUUCCUCGGCGAGAAGACGGAGAUGGCCAAGCAGAAGGCCGCGGAGACCGCCGAGGCGGCCGGGCAGAAGGCGGCGGAGACGGCGCGGUACACGCAAGACAGGACAUACGACGCGGCGCAGUACGCCAAGGAGUCCGCCGUCGCCGGCAAGGACAAGACCGGCAGCGUCCUCCAGCAGGCCGGCGAGACGGUGGUGAACGCCGUGGCGGGCGCCAAGGACGCCGUGGCCAACACGCUGGGCAUGGGCGGAGACAACACCAACACCACCGGCACCACAGAGAAGAUCGUCAAGGAUCACCGCUAG